This is a messenger RNA of Syngnathus acus (greater pipefish), 1900 nucleotides long. RefSeq names its product spinster homolog 3 (Drosophila) (gene spns3). The transcript is spliced from 13 exons. Gene Ontology annotation, biological process: transmembrane transport. Gene Ontology annotation, molecular function: transmembrane transporter activity. Bases 16 to 1671 code for a protein of 551 amino acids. The record is from RefSeq and is a predicted model, not a curated record. NCBI's taxonomy places the organism in Eukaryota, Metazoa, Chordata, Actinopteri, Syngnathiformes, Syngnathidae. Gene Ontology annotation, cellular component: membrane.
ACUCAAUAUAAGACCAUGGGCUACAUUGGGCUUCCUCAUGCCUUAGAGACCAACAGAGAGCUCCAAAGUCAUCUGAGUAUACUGCCACCAUGGAAUGAACAAGAUCGGUCAGCAACAAUCCAGGUGAGGAGAAACCUGCUCACCAUGGAGCUGAAGGGAUCAGUCAAGUCCCAGCGAGAUGGACCAGCACCUCGGCGAAGUCUGGGUUCCAGCUCUGGUCUCCAAUAUGGCUCAUUCGUCAACAGUCUUUCUUCACUUACACCCAAACUGGACGAGAGACCCGCGAUAUCACGUCGACGAGCCCACAUCGCAGUGGCUGUGCUCUGCUAUGUCAACUUACUCAACUACAUGGAGCGAUACACAAUUGCAGGUGUACUUCUCAACAUACAGACAUUUUUUGAUAUAAAAGACAGUACAGCUGGACUUCUGCAGACAGUUUUUAUCUGCAGCUUCCUGCUGACGGCCCCUCUCUUCGGUUACCUCGGCGACCGCUACAACCGAGUCCACAUCAUGGCUGUCGGUUUGACCGUGUGGCUGGUGACGGCGACCGGCAGCUCUUUUGUUACCGAGUCGCACUUUUGGCUUCUGGUGCUGUUACGAGGCAUGGUCGGGAUAGGCGAGGCUAGUUACUCCACUAUCGCUCCUACAAUUAUUGGGGACCUUUUCACUGGAGGACAACGGACCAUCAUGAUUGCUGCUUUCUACAUCUUCAUCCCUGUUGGGAGUGGCCUUGGCUAUAUAACCGGAUCAUCAAUAGCGAGCCUGACUGGUGACUGGCACUGGUCUCUCAGGCUCACUCCCAUUUUCGGUCUUGUGGGGCUCAUUUUAGUGGUGCUCUUAUGCCCGGAUCCACCUAGGGGGGUUGCAGAAAACAAUCAUCAGAGCUCUUACUUGGAGGAUGUCAAGUAUCUUCUGAAAAAUAAAAGUUACAUCUGGUCAUCUCUGGGAGUGACUGCGAUGGCCUUCCUUACUGGAGCUUUGGCUUUCUGGAUGCCCACCUUUCUGUUUAGGGCUCAGGUGUCUCAGGGCCUUCUCGCACCAUGCACUCAAGGAUCCUGCAACGCCAUCAACAGUCUUAUCUUUGGCGCCAUUACAGUGGUCUCGGGUAUUCUCGGAGUGUUUAUCGGCACGGGUUUAGCCAGAUGGUUGCGGGACAAAGUUCCCAAUGCAGAUCCACUCAUCUGUGCUGGUGGCAUGCUCGGAUCCGUCCCGUGUCUCUUCAUCAGCAUCUUCGUGGCUACAGCAAGCAUUCCAGCCACUUAUGUGUUCAUUUUCAUAGCUGAGGUCUUAUUAUCGCUCAACUGGCCUCUUCUGGCUGAUAUGCUACUUUAUGUAGUUGUACCCACCAGAAGAGGCACAGCUGAAGCUCUCCAGAUUACAGUCUGCCACCUUCUAGGAGAUGCCGGGAGUCCUUAUCUCAUCGGAAUAAUCUCCGACGCGAUACAGAAAAGCAAGCCUCCGUCCACUGACUGGAGCUUCCCGAGUCUUCAGUACAGCUUCUUGAUUUGCCCUUUUGUUGGCAUCGUCGGAGGGAUUUUCUUCCUCAUGACUGCGCUUUACAUCAAUGAUGACAGAAUGACAGCUCAACAGCUGGUUGAAGGAGUAGAGACUUCCCUGCAAGUUCCUUCACCAGAGCCCACCGUGGAGAUGAACAAUACCCAGAAUAUCUAACGUGGGACAAUGCAAUCCUGUCAAUUUAAUCAAAAGCUAUUGGUCUGAUGGAUUUGGAAAAUGACAAGAGGAGUUUUAUUUUUUUUCCAAAGGGCUGCAGAAACAAGAAAGAUGUGCUUGCAUCAUCAUUUUACCCAUUCUGUGUCACAUUGCAAAACAGUAAGACUGCAUAUCAUUGAUACAGAACAUGUUUUUAAAUAUUCUGCAUUUUCAAUAAAUUGAGCAAAAA